This is a messenger RNA of Aspergillus wentii DTO 134E9, 912 nucleotides long. Its product is annotated as SDR family NAD(P)-dependent oxidoreductase. Bases 1 to 912 code for a protein of 303 amino acids. The record is from RefSeq and is a predicted model, not a curated record. The transcript is spliced from 2 exons. NCBI's taxonomy places the organism in Eukaryota, Fungi, Ascomycota, Eurotiomycetes, Eurotiales, Aspergillaceae.
AUGUCUCAUCUCGAAGCUUCGCAGCUGUUCUCCGUGAAGGACCGGGUCGUUGUUGUGACAGGUGCUGGAAGUGGGCUGGGACGCUCAAUGGCACGCGCUCUGGAUAUCAAUGGUGCUGCAAAGGUCUUCAUCAUCGGUCGACGUGAAGAUGCAUUGAAAGAGACCGCGGCCCUGGGACCAAACGGCUCCAUCGUUCCUAUUGUAGGCGAUGUCUCGUCCAAGGAGUCCUUGGAGUCUGCCUAUAAGUCUGUCGCUGCACAGACGGAUCAUGUCGAUGUGCUGUUCGCAAAUAGUGGUAUCAUGGGCCCCAACAUACGCCCUCCUACAAAGCCGGACGGUUCCCUCCCAAGUCUAUCUGAGGUUCGCGACGAGCUGUGGUCAACUCCGAUGAGUGAUUUCCAAAAGGUGUUCGACAUCAACGUCACAGGGGCGUAUUAUACAGUUAUUGCGUUUUUGCCUUUGCUUGAAGCUUCGAACAAGAAGCGACCUCCCCCCGUUCCCAACACACUCUCUCCGCCAUCGGCACAAGUUAUUAUCACCAGCUCUAUUGCUGGCUUCGGCCGUCAGGUCCCCUUUAGCUUUGCGUACAGCCUUUCAAAGUCUACCACUAAUCACUUGGUUAAGAUGCUUGCGACGGUUCUCUCUCCGUAUCAUAUCCGAGUGAAUGGAAUCGCACCAGGUUUGUAUCAAUCAGAUAUGUCCCAGGCAGCCUUUGAUGCCCGUGGUGUUCAGACAUCGGGAACCUCAGAAGGCUCGUUUCCCCGCGAGAUGAUUCCUCUUACCAGGGCCGGAAGCGAGGAAGAUAUCUCAGGCCUUAUCCUCUGGAUGGCCAGUGCUUCUGGUGGCUACCUCAAUGGUACCAUCAUCAUUACUGAUGGUGGCCGGGUGAGUGCUAUGCCUUCUGCAUACUAG